AUGAAGACCAUUAUUGCUGUCGCCCUUAUCUUGGGCUUGGCUAUGUCCGCUACUUUAAAUAUUCCCUUAUAAACUUCCUAAGUUUAUCAUAAUGAUGCUAACAACGUUAAGCAACUUGUUGAUGAAGUUUUAUCUGCUGAUGUUGACUUUACCAAGCAAGCUCAAGAUUAAAGAACUGUUAUUGAUCUUGAAUCAAAUGUUAAUUAUCUUCUUUCUAGACAAACUUAAUACAACCAAGUCGCCGUCAACCCCUUCGCUUUCGACUGCACAAUUCCCUGCGCCUAAGGUGUUGAACAAACCGGUUCUUUCACCGUUCUUGGUGGAAAGGUCACCGUCAAUGGUGGUACCGUAUUGAAGGGAGAUGCUGCUAUUCAAAUUCAAGAUUCUGAACAUAAAACCUCUGCCAGCGUACCUCUUUACGUUCCUGGUACCGUUGAUCCCAGCACUGCUGCUUAAGAAAGUGCCAUCAUCCAAACCUUCAACUCUGGUCUCAGCUUCUCCAAGGGUUCUAACAAUGUCCUUGCUAUCCUCAAGUAGAGCAGCAAGUUGGUCGCUAAUAACGCCUUCUCCGUCUACGUUCACGACACUAUUGCUUAACUCAAUGUCGGUGGUUACAGAGAAUACUUCGUUCAACCUUCAAGCACUGAUUUGGUUAUUCCCACUGUUAACUCCAACACCUGGACUGUUACCAUCAACGGAAUCAAGAUUAAGUCUGAAUCUCAACUCCAAAGUGACUCCCAAACCCUCACUGCUCACUUUGAUUUGACCUCCAAGUACAUCUACGUUCCUCACGUUGAUGCCGUCGCUAUUUCUUAAACCCCUGCCUUCUACUAUUUCAUGAAUUCCAAGCAACUCCCCUGCUUCCAACCCUCCAGCAAUUUGGGUAAUGCUUAUAACUACGUCUGCCCUGCUGACUAAUUCCCUGGUUUCGAUGCUUACAAUCCCAUUACCUUCUCUUUCAAGGGCCAAGGCAAAAACAGCGUUUCUAUCGUUCUUUAACCCACUGAUUACAUCAAUAAAUUAGAUAACGGCAACUACGAAUUAUUAUUCAAAUUCGCCUCUGCUCCUCAAAACACUGGUGACUUCUACUUUGGUACCACCUUAUUGAAAAAGUACUACGCUACUUUCAAUGCUGAUACCAGCACUGUUGUCUUAAGAAACAGAUAUGAUGUUGCAGUUGGUAACCUCAUUUUAAAUGAUAAUUACAGAAUCCCUGUUAUCGUUGUUGGUCUUGUCUUAGCUUUACUUGCUGUUAUUCUUUUAGUUUUCGUUAUUUUAAAGAGAGUCGAACUCGAAGAACCCACCAAUGCUAUCCCUAUGUACAGCGUUUACAAGCCUGCUUCCCCAGUAGUCUACCAAACUAGCGUUAAUGCUAGCAACUACGUUCCCACUUAUACCAACAGUAUUAUCCCUGCUGGUUAAAACGUCGUUGUCAGCAGCUCCCAACUUAGAUAGAGCUAAACCUAAGUCAGACAAUCUCAAACUCUUGUUAGAAACAGUCAACAAUAAUUCAGACAAUACUGA
Molecule: messenger RNA, 1524 nt
Organism: Tetrahymena thermophila SB210
Lineage: Eukaryota; Ciliophora; Oligohymenophorea; Hymenostomatida; Tetrahymenidae
Product: transmembrane protein, putative
Exons: 4
Source: RefSeq, a predicted model, not a curated record